Messenger RNA from Liolophura sinensis, 1885 nucleotides. RefSeq lists its product as uncharacterized. The record is from RefSeq and is a predicted model, not a curated record. The transcript has 5 exons. Lineage: Eukaryota; Metazoa; Mollusca; Polyplacophora; Chitonida; Chitonidae. The coding region runs from base 299 to 826 and encodes 175 amino acids.
UUUACUAGGCCAAGAACUAUUUGAACUAUUAAAUGACACACAAGUGUGGAUUGGAGUGUCUUGGCUCAACUGGCGAUUCCUUGACGGAACAAACGUUUCCUCACUGUGGGUAAACUUCACACCCUCACUGGAUGAUGGCUGCUUGAUCUGGAACCAGACUGGUUUAGCAACUACAGACUGUUUUCAAACUGUUUCCAAAGGGCUUUAUGGGCUUUGUGAAAAAAAACCCCCACGUGUAGCUACAGCGACCCCUGGUCCUGAAGUCAGCUGCACAACCCAGUCACGGACGCUGUCAGCCAUGGUUGACUCAAACAGUUUAUUUGGUGUAUAUAUUGGGGUCGGUGUGAGUGCUGGGAUUCUCCUCGUCGUGGGUAUUGUCCUGAUCGUCGUCUGCAGGGUUCGCGGAUCACGUCGGACAGACAGGUCGUCCAGUCUCGACUAUCAGACAGAGUACACCGAUGACAGAUACGCAGUAACCUCCCCUGACCUGACAGCGGGUAGCACGACGGCUAACCUCGUGGAAGGAGACACACAGGCAUCGAAUAUAAACCAGCGAGAUUCCUUUUCCGACCUUUAUUCCAAAGUCAACAAGACGCCCCUAAAUACAACUGCAAUAAAUGGCAUGGGUUAUUCUGCCACAAGUGUUGAUGUCCAAACACCAACCUCUGACGCUGCCAUUUCAUUCCUUGGAGAUCAGAUUAAUCCUGUGUAUGAUCAUCUCAGUAUUCCAAAUGCAAAACGCACACGUGGCAUUGAUACAUCUUCCACCUAUAACCACGUGGCGAAUGAGGCGGGGCGUGGAGAUGGGGUGGGGCAGAAUGACUAAUGACUGGGGAACGGGCAAAAGCUGAACAAUAGUAGGCCUAUUGGCUUUCUAUUUCUUGAUGAACACCAGUAACUGUUUUGUUUUCGUUUUUUUUUUUUUGGUUUUUUUAGCUUUUUCUUGACUUUCUAUUUUGAUAAUAUCUAUGUCCUCAAAGUUUAUGUAUAAUUUACUACUUUAAUGAUGUCAAACUAUGAAAUCGUCUAUACCUAGCUCAAGGCAUCUUAAUGUGGAUUGUGUCUGUGACCUACUGUUAGACACCAUGAAUGUAGGUUAUACAUUCCGUUAAAUAUGUGUCACGAAUGUAAGAUACAUUAUAUAAUUACCACUGUAAUUAAGGCGUUACAUAUAGGAGAACAUUUGGAGGCGGUAAGUGUUUAGUUACGUUUUUUUUUAAUGUGUUUACGACCUUUACAAUGUUCUUAAUAUAACUAAAUAAAAAUGCAAUUAUACGUACUCUCAGAUGUACUGAAAGCUGAGUGCUGGCACUGAUUUAAAUCAUUUAACACCAUUUAAAACUUACAUAUAAAAGAAAUGAUUUAACAUUGUUAAGCCAUGGACUGUCAUACAUUUCUUGAUCGUAAUUAAAUUUGUAUAUAAUGUUUCCGAGCUUUGUUUCUUCCUUUAUGGACAGUCGUUUUAGACUGGUCGAGUCUUCAGAUUGCAGAAGAAGUUUUAAUUCAGCUUGCUUUGAGUAGACAUAAGGGCAAAUUUUAUAUUUUACUCUUACAUCCUUUAGUUUUGGAUAGACGAACAGAAAGUGAUAUUCAUCACCUGUGCAACCUUUUUUACAAGCUUUAUAGAGACGCUGUGACCUGUCAGUUUUAGACCAUCUUCCUGUUUCGAUCGGAAAUCUGUGACUGGAUGUCUGAAAUUUACUAAGGGCUUUUCUGUGGAUUUCAUUAAGUGACAGAAGAUAUUGUUCAAGGCGGAAGUCUGUUUGUAUAUCUUAAUAUAUAUUCUUCCCUUGGAAGAUGAUUCAAUAUUACUGAAUCAUUUCUGGAGGAACUGAUCUUUGUGUGUUCCAGGGCUUUUAAGAGACAGGUUGCACUGUUUACAGCU